GGGCGAGGGGUCCCGGGGGGGCUCCGCGGCACCUGGCGGCGCGGCCCCGUCCCCUGCGCGGCCCCGAUGCCGUGUCGGCGGCGCGCCUUGCGCGCUCCCGGCCGCCCGCCCACCUCCACAUGCACACACCCGCGGCGGGAGGAGGAGCGGCAUCCUCUGCGUCCUCUGCCCUGCGAUUUAAUUCCUUACCCCCCCCCCCGCCCCUUCCCCGGGUCCUCCCGCUUGCGCCGCCGAGGUUAUUUUAUUGAAUUUCUUUAGCGCAUCCUCGCUCCGGGGGUGCCGCCGCCGGCAGAGGGGGGGAUCCAUCGCACGUCGGGGGGGUCCCCGCGGCUCCGGGGAAGGUCGCUGACACUGUGGCUGCAGUUUACCCACCAGACCUCAACCAAACACUAACAUUUUGAGAAACAGUUGGAUACGUACAGUUCCUCGCCCAGGAUGCCGUUCAAAGCUGGAUUAGAACUGACUGAAUUGCAGAAUAUGACUGUCCCUGAAGAUGAUAACAUCAGCAAUGAUUCAAACGAUUUCACAGAGGUGGAAAAUGGCCAGAUAAAUAGCAAGUUUAUUUCGGACCGAGAAAGCAGAAGAAGUCUCACAAACAGCCACCUGGAAAAGAAGAAGUGUGAUGAAUAUAUUCCAGGAACGACUUCUCUGGGAAUGUCCGUCUUCAACCUCAGCAAUGCCAUCAUGGGCAGUGGCAUUCUAGGCCUCGCUUUUGCAUUGGCCAACACAGGAAUUCUCCUUUUUUUGCUGCUUUUGGUUUCCGUGACAUUGCUGUCUAUUUAUUCAAUAUAUCUCCUGUUGAUGUGUUCAAAGGAAACAGGCUGCAUGGUGUAUGAAAAGCUUGGUGAGCAGGUCUUUGGCACCCCAGGGAAAAUGAUUGUCUUUGGAUCUACAUCUCUUCAGAAUGUUGGAGCAAUGUUGAGCUAUCUCUUCAUAGUCAAAAAUGAGCUGCCUUCUGCCAUAAAGUUUCUAAUGGGAAAAGAAGAAACUUUUUCGGCAUGGUACGUGGAUGGGCGGAUUCUUGUUGUUAUAGUGACGUUUGGUAUCAUCCUCCCUUUAUGUCUCCUUAAGAACUUAGGGUAUCUUGGCUAUACCAGUGGAUUUUCAUUAAGCUGCAUGGUAUUUUUCCUCAUAGUGGUUAUUUACAAGAAGUUUCAAAUUCCCUGUUACGAAUUGGAGCUAAAUGCAACAUCACCUAUCCUAUCAAAUAGCUCAGCAUAUGAGCAUAUGUGUAAGCCAAAGUAUGUUAUCUUUAAUUCCAAGACUGUGUAUGCUUUGCCCACCAUCGCUUUCGCGUUUGUGUGCCACCCGUCAGUCCUUCCAAUUUACAGCGAACUUAAAGACCGUUCACAGAAAAAAAUGCAGUUGGUUUCAAAUAUCUCAUUUUUUGCCAUGUUUGUGAUGUACUUUAUGACUGCCAUAUUUGGCUAUUUGACUUUCUAUGACAAUGUGCAGUCAGAUCUGCUUCACAAGUACCAGAGCAAAGAUGACAUCCUCAUCCUGACAGUGCGCUUGGCUGUGAUUGUUGCAGUUAUACUCACAGUGCCGGUGCUGUUUUUCACUGUACGUUCAUCAUUAUUUGAGCUGGCGAGGAAAACAAAAUUUGACUUAUGCCGUCAUGUUGUGGUUACUUUUGUCCUUUUGGUUAUCAUCAACCUGUUAGUCAUUUUUAUCCCGACCAUGAAGGAUAUUUUUGGAGUCGUAGGUACAGUGUCCUGGCUUUGUACUGCUAAUACAAAACUGUUGCUAAUCAGCAGCAUAAUAAUUAUGGUGUUGGCAACUAAUAAAACUCAUUCAUUUGAAUUUUGCAGGUGUCACUUCUGCCAAUAUGCUGAUUUUCAUUCUUCCUUCAUCAUUGUAUUUAAAAAUUACACAUCAGGAUGGAGCAAAACUGACUCAGAGGAUUUGGGCUUCUCUUUUCUUGGCACUGGGGAUAAUGUUUUCCCUAGUGAGCAUCCCUUUGGUAAUCUAUGACUGGGUACAGUCAGGAGGCAGUGCCGAAGGCCACUGAAGCUGACCUGAAAAGGAGACAUCCCUGUUUGCUACACACCAAAAUCGCAACCAUCCGUUCUGUUAUCUAUUCCACCUUUUGUGAGUUUACUCAAAUCAAAUCCAAAUAAUGAUUUUCCAGUACUGAAAAUACUGUUAUGGGUGUAUUUUCUUGCAGAAAACAGACCCAUUUUUCCAACAGGCUUAUCACUCUGUCCCAUGAUACUGAGUUACCAGAUCAGCGUUAAGUCUGUGUUAAUUGUUGAGAGACUAUAUAGAGCAUUGCUCAUAGGAACUCAUCACAAUUAGUUUGUUUUUCCGCUUCCACCCAUGAACUGCAUUGUUCUGUUAUUAUUCUUAGCCCUUGAACCAUAAGCUCUGCUCCUUUAAAGCAGCAGCAUUUGUUGUUAUCAAUCCCAGCUGGAGUGAUUGUCCCAAAUGUCAUCAGUUCACACCCUUUCCCUUUGCCUUUUAACCAAAACUCUGCUCUUGAAUUGUACGCAUUCGGUUUGUUUGUUUGUUUGUUCUGUUGCUGUUUUGUGCACCAUUUGCCUCACCAAGUAUAGCAUUCUUGGUACCGACAGAGAAAGCACCAUGAGUGUAAAUGAGCAUUGUGUAAACCUAGGUCCUAAAUCUGGUGCUUUGCUCUGUAACGUUGUGGUGGAGGAGCCAGCCCUAGUCUCGGCUCUUUUGUUGCUUUGGGGAGCAGACCCCUGUGUGUGUGUGUGUGUGUGUGUGUUUUUGCAAAGGGGUGCAGGGAGCAGGAGAGGGACAAUCACCACCAGCCACCAUUCCCCUGCUACAUUUCAGUUUGAACCUGGCCACCAGUAGACUUGACAGCCAGCAAUGAGUACUUGAACCUGACCAGAAGCAGACUCUCAGAGAUAUCCGUAGGAAAUCUGCAUUUUCUCCAGCAUUAAACUGUCUGCUAAUGCCCUGUUCUUCUCAGAAAUGGCUCCAGUUUUAUCAAAACCUACACGUUUAAUCAUACCUCAUGCCUUCUGCAUUCUUGGAUUCAUCUGUACACACCUAAGGUUGGCCUUGUAGAGGCUGGCUCCUCUCUUGUGUCUCAUCCUCCUCCCACUGAAGUCAGCAGGGUUUCUGACAGCAGCGGGAGCAGGAUCUGACUCACCCUACUCAACUACUGGAUAUCUAAUGGAAAUUGAAAUCUGUAACAUUUAUUUCAACAAACAUAAACACUUUAUAUAUUUGAAAUGUUUUAUUUACAUUUCACAUCAAUUCUCCAUAGCAAUUACAGAAAAUACAUUAAAUUACUACUAGCAGAAACAUUGUAACUUGCAUCUGUUGUCCACAGAAUAAGCAUUUGCCUAAUGCCUUAUAGCUGGUGUAGAGAACUACUUGUACAGAUUCAAAUGCUAAGCAGGUGAUUGUUGACCAUUCUCAGCAGACAUCUAGUAGUGUACUGCCAGCAGCAUAAAUGUGAGCUGAAAAGUGUCUUCAGUUUUGCUCUUGAGAUGAACCAGGCUCCCUCUGAAAAAAACUGUGGCUAAGGGGAGCCCUAGAUCGCAUGCAAGGGCUACGUAAUGCCCUCUGUGCGUUUGAGAUGUACCUGUCAGUACGCAGUGACCCUCUCGUUCCCUGUGGCUGGUUCAUUGCCGACUCCCAUUGUAGCUGUGGAAGGAGCCUGUCAUUAGCAGCACUGCCUGUGGGUAAUCUGUCAUUGCAGCUUGUUCUUUUUAAGGCCGGGGGUGGAGAAUUCAGGAUCUUGGGAUUUCUGUGAGCUAUUGAAUUGCCUCAGUUUCCACUGCCUUAUCCUACAUGGCUUGAAGCUGCUGAGAGUUGAGACUGCAGAGCACUUCUCAGGACCUUAGGAGUUGGUUUCUAAGGGUGACAUACAGAGAGGUUAGUUUGGGGCCUUACUUGGAAUUUAGGAACUGACAUGCAGAGAGGUCCUCUAAGCAGCCUGGCAGCAGAAAGUCCCCUCCCUUCUAGCAAAGACCUGCUGGCCUACAGAGUGGGGCUCCUUCAGCCUGUCCUGACCUGCCAGACUUUUAUUCCCAGCAAUAUAGGCUUCCAGCAAGGUCUCCAGCAUGAUAUCCUUCGUCCCAUGCAGCCUGGGGUUUAAAACAUGAACAGCUGAGCUAGAUGGAAUCAGGCAGGCUGAGGGUCAGCUGCUUGUGCUUUCCAGCAAGCGGCCUCAAAUGCCCGUGCCUGUGAUAGCACAGCUCACCUCCCGUUUAUGUGACCACUACUGCCUUAGGUGGGCCCUCAUUCACAGAAGUCCAUACUGUAGCCUACAAGUCCAGGUGUUAGUGAAACUGUAGAGAGAAGAACCUGUGCUUGCUGUCUCCUCUCAGCUCAUUCUAGGCAUUUUCCCAGCUCAGGACGUCAUUUGGGGUUUCCCUUUCACUGGCACCCAACUCUCCCUGGUAGCUAAAGCAGGAGCCUGGCAUCUAGCUGCUCUCUGAAUCAGAAAGACUUCUUACCAAGGCCUGUAGAGACAAGGCAAGGGGCAACGCUUUUAAACUGGAAGAGGGUAAAUUUAGAAUGGGUGUAAGGAAGAAGUUGUUUGUGGUGAGAGUGGUACAGCACUGGAACAGGUUGCCCAGAGAAGCUGUGGAUGCCCCCUCUCUGGAAGUGUUCAAGGCCAGGCUGGAUGGGGCUUUGAGCAUCCCAGUCUGGUGGAAGGGGUUGGAACUAAGUGGUCUUUAAGGUCCCUUCUAACCCAAACCAGUCUAUGAUCAGCUUGCUGGGAUCACAUGUCAGGAUUCAAGGCACCUUAUAAUCUCUCUGGAUCUCAUCCCAAAAAACCUAGCUGAGACCUGAGAAUACUGUACAGUGUUAUCCUCAAAACACUCCAGGGCUCUUCUGCUUUCCUUCCCCCUUUAUCCUCCUACUACUGAUUUUUGAGCGGUGACUCUCUGUGCACUGGGGGGUUGUAAAAGAGGAGAUCCUGGGAGUGAUUUUCAAAUACCCAGGUAGGAGCUAAAGGUCUGAUCUGCUGCAUGGGGUCCCAGAAAGGUCACAACUAUGACAUCUGCCCCCUCUCCAUAUUAUGUAGUCUCGUGUUUCAAAUACUGACCAUUGACUUUUGACACCCAGCUACCCUGGACUUGAAGGGCUGUUGGGUGGCUGAUUGCUCUUUGCAUCUUCCUUAGUCUCCUCCAUCACAAUCUUUCUCCCUCCCCUUUGCUCUUCUGCCUUCUUCUUUUUCCCAGUUUAUAUGUGUACUGGAGUUUUACUGGAUAAAUAGGGAGAAGGAUGAGCUGGGUGUGUGCACAGAAUGAAAUUACCCAAGGUACUGGACCAUCAAAGCAUAUCUUAGAUACUGAAAGACAGAUACCUGAAAUAUUGUGUCUUUUAAUAGGCUUUGUUUCUGGGUCUGUGAAAAAAAAUUUAAAAAAAGGAAAAAAAAAAAAGAGGGAAUUUUGCUUAGGCUGAUUUACUGGCAUCAUAUUUAUAGAUAUUUAUGGAAAGGAAUCAUGUGUUUAUUGAUGUCUGUGGUAAUGAACGUGAAAUAACGUGCUUUUUGUUUUCUCAUCAGGUUUAUACAUUCUUAACAGAAUGCAAUAGACCCUGCUGUAACUGUCAACAUCAGUGAUGGAUGACAAUAUUUGUAUGAGGUUAUCUGUAAAAUGUACUGCUGUUAUUCAGUUCAUUUGGAAUAGUGAACUUGUAGCCAACAAUGUACGAGUCCCACAUUUUAGCUAGGAUUUUAAGAGCACAGUGAAAUGCUGUAGGAGUUUCUCUGUUGUUAAAUUAAUAGGAUCCAGAGUACCGUAUCUACUUAGUAGGUGGUAGCAUGCUUUCUUUUCAUAGAGAGUUUAUCACUAUCGUGAGCACUGCAAAUUUCAUAGACUAGAUGAAAAAUUGCUCCUAAUAACUGCAACAAAGUAAUUUAAACUUCUUUUUUGCAUAAUAGCAACAAUCGAGUGGUGAAGGACAAGGAAAGACUAAAUAGAAGCAGGGGCUCCCGGUAAGAUUGCAGGAGCUAAUCUUACACUGAAAAGACAGCCUUGCUGCCUCUCCUAGUCCACAGCACAUUGCAAAGAAAAUAGUCUUGAGCUUAAACCACCCUUAUGGUUGCAGAAUACAGCUGCCCUUCUCUGGCCAGCAGCAAGCAUGCCUAGUAAGUAAAACACAGUGGAUUGUUACCUGGGAGCAGUGUGUUGGGAGCUGUGGUCUCUCUGGGUGUUGCAUGCUCCUGGUCAGAGGGCUAAUGCCAAAUCUGUGCACCAGCACAGACCUUUCGUAGGGCUGACACGGACCCAAGCAGUGCCCAUCCCCUGUGUGGGGCUGCAGGGGAAAGGCCGGUCCCAUCCUGUGAGGGCAGGGACACCCACCCCUUCCUGAGGGCUGCUGUCCUGAGCCUCACAGAGAUCCACAGCUUGUGCUCCCCUUGGAACAGGUCAUAUCUGCAAAUGCAGGUUGGGUGAUAGAUGGGUUUUGUCUGUACAUCUGCCUUACAAUGCACAAGCGCCACAGCUCUCUCCAAUAUUGAGUAUUAACAAUAACAAUUAAUGGUAUCUCUAGUUCAUCGUUAAAUUUACACGUUUCUUUGCUUGAGCCUUACAUUAAGGCUAAAGAGCAUCUUGGUCAAAACAAAACUUUCCAUGUGGUGUUGUCCCACCUCCAGUCCUACCGUCCCACCCUGGUGCCUUUAUGAGGGAGGCACAGCCGAAUGUAGUCAGGUCCAUCAGCGGUUCCACAACAUGGCUUUAUUGCUUGGUGCCAGGGCGCUCGCUUAAACAGUUCCCCAGAGCACUUGGCAUCAGGAAAUCCUUAUUUCCUAUAACUUACACAAAGAAUGUUUUAUUUGUAUCUAAUGUAAGGAUUUCUGUAACAAACUGUGAAAAAAAAAGAUUAAUAAAAAGUACAGGGCUGGAAAGGUCUAGAAUUCACAAAUUGUACACAUGCCUAUGUUUCUGAAGACAAAUCUAUGCAGUUGUGUUGUAUUGUAGGAAAUUUCAUUUUUAUGUAUAUAUAUAUAUUGUAAAUAAAUAGGAUGCUGUAUAUUUUUGCAGUUGUUUAUGCCCUAUUAUAUAGAAGUGUUGAGAUAGGCUCUGCAUAUUAAGAAUAAUUUUAAUAGAUAUACAAAUACUUUAGCUUCAGACUUAGCGAAAUGUAUAUCCUUUCCUUUCUCCCAAGAGUUCAGAAUUUGAAUCCCAAACUUGAAAUUAUAAUUACAUUGCUAAUGUAACAACAAGAAAGAAAGAAAGAAAGAAAGAGAGAGGGAGAGAGAGAGAAAGAGAGAAAAAGGGAAAGAAAGAGAGAAAGAAAGGGAAAGACCCAAUGAAAUUGCUAGGAAUAAUUCCAGCACAGGUCUCCCUGUUUUCUCCAUAGCAAGUUAUCCAGUCUUACUACUGGGUAGGAUAUCUCCCUGCAUAAAGUGCCCAUUUGGUACCCAGGUACCCGUUCCUCAGCCGAGGCCAGGUGGCAGCAACAUGCUGAAACGGACUUGCGCAGAAAGCGGAGCAAGCUGCAGCCAGCAGCCUGCCCCAGCAUUAUGCCACGUUGGGUUUCAGGCCUGUAUAUCGUUCUGCAGAAGGUAACUAGUACAGAUAGAAGUCAGACCAGGACUUCCGUACUUCUUUUUCAGCCAGCAGAAAUGUAGAUCAGAAAAAAAAAGUAUUAUGUGCCGGGGGUAGGUGACAACCAGAGCGAUUUGUUCUGGUUGUAACCCGCUCCCUGCAGCUCCCUUGCUGCAGAGCCCUGUGGCUGCUCCUCCAAGACAGACCCAGGCAUGCAGCUAUUGUGUGCCCACAACACUAGCAUCUCCCGUGCUGGGAGAGCAUCCCCCCCCCACCAGGGACAGCUCGUACAUCCCUUCUAUGAUCAGGCAGACGCCAGCAUUUUGGUCACGGGAUGGCUGCAUGUCCAGGGUGGGUUCGAUGGAAGGGGACAGAUGUGUAAGCCCCGAGAGUGCCUCUGUGGGAGUGCAGCCUCGGCGCUGCAGGCGAGUGCUGUCGACAGUUUUGCGUAGAGUCGCUCACUGGUAAAGCGCAGAAGUGCUUUUUUUCAGGACUGAUUAAAAAUGGAGGUUGAGAAAUGCAUCUAAAAAUAAUCGUAUGUUUUUUGUGUUUAAUUUAUGGUCUUGGAUGAAAAUGAAACUUGAAAUAACAUUUGCUUUAACCAUGAGCACAAAUUUGAGGAAAAAUUUAUAUGCAGUCACUUCUAUGGAGCUUUUCAAAUUAAUACAAGUGUACGUUUUGUUUUCAGUGUUACAGCCAACAAAAUAUAAUCUGUAAAGGUAUUUUUCCACAAGACUUGAACUUGAACUUGUUUAUAGAAAGCUGUUUUUAGCAUCCCAAGGUAUGUUAAGGCUUACCCAGAUCCAGUAUAAACAAUACUGUUUGAAUGAUGUACACUUGAUAUGAGCUCAUCUCUAAUAGAUUGUUCAAGUGAGUGAAUGGUAAUAUUUUGCUCCUGCUAACAUCACCAUACUUUGUGCUGUUCAUAUUCGAAUAAAAGAUGCAGUUUUUCAGUUUCCGUGUGUAAAUAAAGAAAAAAAAUGUAUUAAGUUCUAUAAUCUCUGUUACCUCUAUAGUUUUUAAACAUUAAAAUUGUGAUCUAAACUAA
Messenger RNA from Cygnus olor (mute swan), 8529 nucleotides. RefSeq names its product solute carrier family 38 member 1 (gene SLC38A1). The transcript is spliced from 15 exons. NCBI's taxonomy places the organism in Eukaryota, Metazoa, Chordata, Aves, Anseriformes, Anatidae. The record is from RefSeq and is a predicted model, not a curated record. Gene Ontology annotation, molecular function: L-glutamine transmembrane transporter activity. The coding region runs from base 436 to 1974 and encodes 512 amino acids. Gene Ontology annotation, biological process: L-glutamine transport; amino acid transmembrane transport.